AUGGCAACCUCUUUUGCCGGCCUGAGUGCCAAACAGAAAGCACAUACUGCAGAAAUGGAGAAUCAAGCGACAAAAGCAUUCCCAUCAAUGAAAGAUCUCGCCGAUGCACUGGUGGGAGGAAGUGGAUGGCUUGAGAAUCCAGACGCAGCGGAUCGCAAGCGCGUAGAAAAACAUCUCGAGAGGAAGCGAACCUCGAUUACGAAGAUGAGGAUGAAGGGGACGACGGCGAUGGCGACUCGACAGAAGACUCCGACGGCGAAUUUAAUCUGGACCUCGACUCCGAAAAGUGACUUUUCGGAGAGCGACUCUGACCCUGGUGUUUGCCAGAACGCAGUCGUUAGGUGGCUGGGUGCUUUACAUAUUGGCAUUGCAAAGUAUUACGCCAACACCAUCAAGAUAAUUAGCCAAACAUCGCCUCAAACCACUCGACAGAAUUCCUGGUCUCAGCCCUGA
Messenger RNA from Fusarium mangiferae, 453 nucleotides. RefSeq lists its product as uncharacterized. The record is from RefSeq and is a predicted model, not a curated record. The transcript has a single exon. NCBI's taxonomy places the organism in Eukaryota, Fungi, Ascomycota, Sordariomycetes, Hypocreales, Nectriaceae. The coding region runs from base 1 to 453 and encodes 150 amino acids.